Patiria miniata (bat star) is the source of this 664-nucleotide messenger RNA. Its product is annotated as collagen alpha-2(I) chain-like. The record is from RefSeq and is a predicted model, not a curated record. Gene Ontology annotation, molecular function: protein binding. Lineage: Eukaryota; Metazoa; Echinodermata; Asteroidea; Valvatida; Asterinidae. Bases 68 to 664 code for a protein of 198 amino acids. The transcript has 4 exons.
CAGCUCAUGUUCACGUUCAGACGACAACCCGAGAGAACUGUUUGCAAGAUCGAACAAGAAUUGCACGAUGAAGAUCUGCGUGGCCACCAUUCUGUCAAUCGCCCUCCUUCUGGGUAACUCUGUCAAGCUCCGAGCUUCCGUUACUGGGCCGGUUCCCUCGGACGGUGAUGGUCCUGCGUCUCAGGUGUGUCAGCAGUGCUGCCAGGGACCUGCUGCAAUACCCGGCAUACCAGGUCUUCCUGGACCAGGAGGACCGAUGGGGCCGUACGGUCAGCCGGGGUCAAAGGGCGAUGCAGGUCAGCAAGGUGAGAUUGGCCCUAUUGGACCUAUAGGUGAGCAGGGAGCACCUGGGAACACUGGGUCUAAAGGUAAUGGUGGGAUUGGUCUGCCCGGCAAGAUAGGUGUGCCGGGCAUCUACGUAUUUACUUUUUCUGUUCUUAAGCAUAGUAACAGCGGUCACCUUGUCAUCCAUCUUGUUAAAAACAACCACAAGGUGAUUACCACCUAUGGUGAAUCAAAUCAACGAGGUCAGUUGUCUGGUAGCGCGGUGCUGGUCCUGCAGCGAGGAGACACGGUGUAUCUUACCGUGUACGAUAACUUUGAAAAGUACCAAGGAAUCUUGAAUUCAUUCCGCACCGUAACCGAGAGCCAACGUAGUUCCUGA